Arachis stenosperma is the source of this 1002-nucleotide messenger RNA. RefSeq lists its product as uncharacterized. Gene Ontology annotation, biological process: DNA repair; telomere maintenance. NCBI's taxonomy places the organism in Eukaryota, Viridiplantae, Streptophyta, Magnoliopsida, Fabales, Fabaceae. The record is from RefSeq and is a predicted model, not a curated record. Gene Ontology annotation, molecular function: DNA helicase activity. Bases 1 to 1002 code for a protein of 333 amino acids. The transcript is spliced from 2 exons.
AUGAAUAAGGAAGAUUACUAUCUAAGGCUACUUUUGAACAUUCAAAAGGGAUGCACGAGUUUCAGUGAUCUAAGAACAGUUGAUGGUAUCGUUUAUGACUCCUUCAAAGAUGCAUGCUAUGCUCUAGGACUGUUGCAGGAUGACAGAGAAUUCAUUGAUGCAAUCUCUGAAGUAGAAACAUGGCAUUCUGCAACUUUUUUAAGGAGAUUUUUUGUUGUUUUAUUAACAUCAAAUAACAUGAGUAGGCCAGAUUUUGUUUGGCAAAAGACUUGGAACUUUCUCUCCGAUGACGUACUAUAUGAACAAAGAAGAUUACUGCAAAUGGAAGAUUUGAUCAUGUCAGAAGUCCUAAUAAAAGAUAUUGCACUUGCAAAAAUUGAGGAUUUGCUCCAGUCAAAUGGCAGGUCAUUGAAAGAAUAUUGUGGAAUGCCAUAUCCUUCAGAAAAUUUGGUGUCCAGCUUAGAAGACAGAAUUAUAAUGGAAGAGUUGAACUUUGACGUUAAUGCUCUUGCGAAUGAACUAGGUGGGUAUUUAGAAAGGAUAACUAAUGAGCAAAAAUUUGCAUACGAUCAAAUAAUUGGUGCUGUUAGCGGUAAUAUGGGUGGACUUUUCUUCUUAUACGGUCAAGGUGGUUGUGGAAAAACGUUCUUAUGGUCAACUAUAUCAUGCUCAAUUAGGUCUAAAGGAGGUAUAGUUUUAAAUGUUGCUUCGAGUGGGAUUGCUGCACUUUUGUUGCCUAAUGGAAGAACUGCACAUUCAAGGUUUAAAAUUUCUUUGGCCAUAAAUGAGGAUUCUUUGUGUAGCAUUAAACAGGGAAGUCCUCUUGCAAGGUUAAUAUCCAAGGCCAAGUUAAUCAUAUGGGAUGAAACUCCAAUGAUAAGUAAGUAUUGUUACGAAGCUUUAGACAAAUGCCUCAGAGACAUCUUAAGGUGCUCAGAUUCGUAUAAUGCUUAUUUGCCAUUUGGAGGUAAAGUUGUUGUUCUCGGAGGAGAUUUUAGAUAA